This is a messenger RNA of Nyctereutes procyonoides (raccoon dog), 4037 nucleotides long. RefSeq names its product transmembrane protein 201 (gene TMEM201). The transcript has 11 exons. The coding region runs from base 18 to 2015 and encodes 665 amino acids. NCBI's taxonomy places the organism in Eukaryota, Metazoa, Chordata, Mammalia, Carnivora, Canidae. The record is from RefSeq and is a predicted model, not a curated record. Gene Ontology annotation, cellular component: nuclear inner membrane. Gene Ontology annotation, molecular function: lamin binding; actin filament binding. Gene Ontology annotation, biological process: nuclear migration along microtubule.
CGCCCGCGCGCGCAGCCAUGGAGGGAGUGAGCGCGCUGCUGGCCCGCUGCCCCACGGCCGGCCUGGCCGGCGGCCUGGGGGUCACGGCGUGCGCCGCGGCCGGCGUGCUGCUCUACCGGAUCGCGCGGAGGAUGAAGCCGACACACACCAUCGUGAACUGCUGGUUCUGCAACCAGGACACAGUCGUGCCCUAUGGGAAUCGUAACUGCUGGGAUUGUCCCCACUGCGAGCAGUACAACGGCUUCCAGGAGAAUGGCGACUACAACAAGCCGAUCCCUGCCCAGUACAUGGAGCACCUGAACCACGUGGUGAGCAGCACACCUGGCCCCCGUGCCCCCACACAGCCCCAACAGUGGGUGAGCAGCCAGGUGCUGCUGUGCCGGAGGUGUAGCCACCACCAGACCACCAAAAUCAAGCAGCUGGCUGCCUUCGCACCACGUGACGAGGGCAGGUAUGACGAGGAGAUCGAGGUAUACCGGCAUCACCUGGAGCAGAUGUACAAGCUGUGCCGGCCAUGCCAGGCGGCCGUCGAGCACUACCUCAAGCACCAGAACCGACAGCUGCGCGCUCUGCUGCUCAGCCAGCAGUUCAGGCGCCGGGAGGCUGACCAGACCCGCACGCAGAGCUUCUCAUCUGCGGUAAAGGCCCCAGUCCAGGUCAUCAUGCUGCGUGCCCUCGCCUUCCUGGCCUGCACCUUCCUGAUGACCGUUGCGCUCUAUGGCACCAGCAACCCUUUUGCCCCUGAGGCCACUCUGCCCCCAGCCCUGCCGCCCGGUGGUAAUGGCUCAGCCACACCUGACAACAGCACUGGCCCUGGGGCUGAGGGCUGGCAGCAGCUGCUGGGCUUGCUGCCCGAGCACGCGGCAGAGAAGCUACGCGAGGCCUGGGCCUUCGGGCAGAGCCACCAGAUGGGCGUCGUGGCAUUGGGCCUGCUCACCUGCCUGCUGGCCAUGCUUCUGGCUGGCCGCCUCAGGCUCCGGCGGAUUGACGCCUUCUCCACCUGCCUAUGGGCCCUGCUGCUGGGGCUGCACCUGACUGAGCAGUACCUGCAGGCUGCCUCCCCCAGCUGGCUGGACACACUCAAGUUCAGCACCACGUCCCUGUGCUGCCUGGUGGGCUUCACGGCAGCUGUGGCCACAAGGAAGGCGACAGGCCCAAGGAGGUUCCGGCCCCGAAGGUGUUUCCCGAGAGACUCGGCCGGCCUCUUCCCCACGAGCCCCAACCUAGCCGUGCCAUGCCCAGGCGCGGGCCCUGCAGCAUCUCUGUUCAUCCCCAGCCCGCCUGGCUUCCUGCCACUUGCCAGCCAGCAGCUGUUCCGGUCUCCUCGACGGGCCUCGCCCUCCUCGCUGCCAGGCCGCCUCAGCCGGGCACUCUCACUGGGAACCAUCCCCUCUCUGACUCGAGCAGACUCGGGGUAUCUGUUCAGCGGGAGCCGUCCGCCAUCUCAGGUGUCUCGCUCUGGAGAGGUUCCUGUUUCAGAUUACUUCUCUCUGCUGUCGGGAUACUGCCCCUCCUCCCCACUCCCUUCCCCAGCACCUUCCGUGGCCGGCUCCGUGGCCUCCAGCUCCGGCUCUCUGCGCCACCGCAGGCCGCUCAUCAGCCCGGCCCGGCUCAACCUGAAGGGGCAGAAGCUGCUGCUGUUUCCGUCACCCCCCGGGGAGGUGCCCAACACACCCAGCAGCUCAGACGAACACUCGCCCCACAACGGCAGCCUCUUUCCCCUCGAGCCGCCCCAGGUCCCACAGAGAUCGCCGGCGCAGGACACGAAGCUCACUGUGGACAUGAGGUCAGUGCCAGAAAGAGGCAGUGCCUGCAGCAGCCGCUCCAUCAAGAAAGAGGAUGACUCAUCCCAGUCAUCCACCUGUGUGGUGGACACAACCACCCAAGGGUGCGUGGAGGAGGCCACUGCCUGGAGAGGUCGUUUCAGGCCCUCCCUGGUCCGGGGCCUCCUGGCCGUGAGCUUAGCUGCCAAUGUGUUCUUCACCUCCGCCUACCUGUACCAGAUUCUGCGCUGACCUGUGGUCCGCAGCCUCCCAGCGCCCAGAGGGUCUCCGAGGCACCCAGGUGCAUGCUGCUUCCACCACUGCCGGCCUCAGAGCCCUCCCUGCAGGGCUGUCUCCACCGUCCUCUCCAGGGCCUUUGACCUCACUGGGCCCGUCCUGUGCUCGGGAUCCCUCCUCCUCACCUAACAGACCGCAGGGCUGAGCCUGGUCCGUGAGGUCACUCUCCUCCCUGCCCGUCUCCUUGGCUGACAUCUCUUGUGUUUGGUGCUGACCCUGAUCCCGAAGCCAGGGGUCCCUGAGGGGCUACAGGACCCUGGAGUCCCCCCCAACUGCCCAGCCUACCUGGCCGACGUGCCACUACUACUGUACCUGCAGCAGGCGCUGGGCUGCCUCAUGACCCUGCGCCACGGGCUAGGACCACAUCUCCGUACUGUACUUCUAUCCCACUACAGCCACCUCAGGUUCCCUGGGGGAGGAUGGAGGGUGAUCCCCGUGUCCCUCAUCCUCAGUCCUGCCCCGUGAAGAACAGACCUUGGGCAGGCCCCCUUGAGGACAGGCAGUACCUGGCCCUGCCUUGCUCUGUCCUGUCAGCUCCAGGCCCAGCCUGCCUUCUGGCUCUCCUGGUGGGCAGGCAGGUACCGGGGGUCCCCAGCCCAGGGCCCCUCAGAGUUCUAGUGUAAGCACCUCCCCUCCCGCCCCCACCAGCCACCCUUCUGGCCUCUCGUGCCCCCAUUUUAUUACCUCCAGUGCCCUUCCCAGGCAGCAGCCCUGUGACACUGAGAACACUACCCAGAGCCCCCUACCCCAUUUCCUGGCCUGUGCUUCUGGGCCCCUCCUCCACACACUGCCCACAGGGGAGGCUCCAGCCCUUGGCCUGCAUUGCCCUGCGGGACAGGCCCGGGCCAGCCUGCAGGUCUCAGAUGGGAGUGGACCCUGCCCCUGCCCUGCCGUGAACCUCCUCCCCUCCGUCUCAUUCUGCUGUCACGGUGGGCUCAGGGUGACCUCUGUCUCAGGCCAACUCAGCUGGCUUUCCUUCCCACCCCACUGCCCUCCAGCCCUGCCACUGCCCUUCCGACUGCUACUGCACAUUUGCCCCCCAACCCCUGCCUUUCUGCUGGGGUCCCGUCCUGCCCCUGAGAGGAGAAAGGACGGGCCCUUGGUCUGGCAACAGGGACUCCCCCUGCCCCACUGCUGUGAGGAACGAGUGUGCAUGUGGCCAUCAAAGGCCCCCCUGACCCCGUCCCCGCUGCCCCGGGGCCUCAGACACGGGUGGGCAGCCACAGUCUUGCACAAUCCUGUGCCACUCGGGGAGGAAUUGGCAGUCUUGGGGAAUUCUGAGACUUGCUGGUGGAGGGUGGUGGUCAUGAGGGCAGGAGGAAGGGUCUUUAUCAUUCAGGGAUAAAGUUUAAUUUUAUUUUUCUACACAUUUUUGCCAGGUAAGGCAUUUUGCUGGUAAGCAGGAUGCCCCCAGUUCUCCCUGCCAGGGAGGUUUCGUUUUUUUAAGCCUUGGGUGCUUUUUUAGAGUUUUUUUUACCAUGUGGGGAAGGAGUUGCUCUGACUUCCCCCUCUCUCCUCUUCCCCCCACUCCUGUCCUGAGAGCUGUUUCCUGCCCUGUCUCACCCCCAGAACACGGGGCAUGGGGAGCCAGGGGCUGCACCAGGACCCUGUGUCCAACUGCCAGAGAUGAUUCCAACUUGGAGGUGCUGCUUCUUGGCCCCCAUUUGUACAGCGGGCAUGUGUGUCAAGUUUUUUAAUUUUAUUUUUUGCCUAACAAAGCCAAACUCCGUUCCCGAACACCCUUCCUCUGUGGCUCUGAGGAAGCCUCAACACAGUGCCCAGCCUCCCGUCUCAGUCUGGGCCAGCUUGGUCCCUCCUGCCCAAGCCCGGAGGUUACAGCACCUCGCAGGGGCAGGGGAGAGGCGGAGUGGGGAGGGGGGGCUUCCUCAUGUUUUGUUUCAAACAAAAAACACAACCUUAUUUUUCUUUACAAAAACAAAAAAGGAAACCAAAAAAGAUACCAACCUUUGAACUAUA